AUGGGUGGCAAAGAGCAAAAAGAAGGUUGCUCCCUAAUGCUUUCACUCCAGUCCUGCUUAGUCAGUGUGAGGUUGGUGGAUGGUGGGAGUCGCUGUGCUGGGAGAGUGGAGGUUCUUCAUAGAGGACAGUGGGGAACAGUGUGUGAUAAUGGCUGGGAUAUGAGAGAUGCUGCAGUGGUGUGUAGAGAGCUGGGCUGUGGAGAGGCUGUAGAUGCACUGAGUGAUGCUCACUUUGGAUCAGGAUCAGGACCAGUUUGGAUGGAUGACAUUGACUGUAGUGGAUCAGAGUCUACACUGAAGAACUGUAGAUCAGGAAGAUGGGGUAAAAAUAACUGUGACCAUAAUAAGGAUGUUGGAGUCAUUUGCUCAGGUAAACUGCACUAUAUAUUUAUACCUAUGACUUUAGUCUCUGAUUAUAUCAUUUUAGGAGUCAGGUUGGUUGGUGGUUCUUGCUGCUCUGGGAGAGUGGAGGUGUUUCAUGGAGAGACCUGGUCCACAGUGUGUGAUGCUGACUUUGACCAGCAGGAUGCAGAGGUUGUGUGUCGAGAGCUGGGCUGUGGGCUUCCUGUGGAGGUCCUGAGAGCAGCUGCUUUUGGCAGAGGGGAGGGUCAGGUGUGGUCAGAAAAUCUUCAGUGUAGAGGCAACGAAUCUCAGAUUUACUUCUGUCCAAUAUCAUCUUCACUCAAACACAACUGCUCCCAUGACAGUGAUGUGGGACUGGUGUGUGCUGGUAAGAAUUUUUGUGUUCAACACAAGUGCAUGAUGUGCUCUAAAACGUUAUUUUAAAGACAGGUGUAGGCCUGUGAUUGGUCAGGGGUAAUGAAUGAACGAAUGACAUAGCAUUAGAGACUUACUGGCAGAACUUCCGCUAAGGUUUCCAUUUCUGCUAGAAAGACUCAGGAGGCAAGA
Molecule: messenger RNA, 909 nt
Organism: Pygocentrus nattereri (red-bellied piranha)
Lineage: Eukaryota; Metazoa; Chordata; Actinopteri; Characiformes; Serrasalmidae
Product: deleted in malignant brain tumors 1 protein-like
Exons: 3
Coding region: 1-786 (261 amino acids)
Cellular component (GO): membrane
Source: RefSeq, a predicted model, not a curated record